This is a messenger RNA of Mya arenaria, 7753 nucleotides long. RefSeq names its product microtubule-associated protein futsch-like. The transcript has 5 exons. Gene Ontology annotation, cellular component: dendrite; cytosol; synapse. Gene Ontology annotation, biological process: microtubule cytoskeleton organization; axonogenesis; dendrite development. NCBI's taxonomy places the organism in Eukaryota, Metazoa, Mollusca, Bivalvia, Myida, Myidae. The record is from RefSeq and is a predicted model, not a curated record. Bases 68 to 5380 code for a protein of 1770 amino acids. Gene Ontology annotation, molecular function: actin binding; microtubule binding.
ACGCCGGCCGGUUGACGUCUAGUCGUAGCCGGAAUAUUACGAUCAGCUCAUUUACACAGAUAUAACGAUGGAUUUAGCAAGCAAUGGAGGAGGGGAUGAAACCCAAACUAUUGCAAUGAAAGGAGCGGCAGUGUUGCUCGUGAUCGGUGAACCUUUUUCAGAGGAACACAGAACACUUAUUCUUUCGGAUCUCAGUAAAGGUUUCCGUAGCUGGGAUGUGGAGGGGACAGGUGUAGACAUCAAUGAUGAGCUGGCACACAUCGCCAACCGGGCAGACCUGGGCGAGCAGGGUCCAGAUGCCUCCCCUUACGGAUAUCCGCUGAAGGAAGGUGAGCGUGUGAUUAGGCACAGCUCGGAGCAGGUUUCUGUGGAGAUACUGGUCAACCCCCAAGCCCAGACAGUCAGCCUCGGAGUCAAGGCUUUUCUGACCACACCCUCCAAGCACAAGCACCUCAUCUACGCCGGCCAUGCCUUUCAGGGCUCUGGGGCAUGGAUCCUGCAGGAUGACACGUUCACGUACGGCAACUUUGCGCAGGCAUUUAAGGACCAGGAUGUGAACAAUGCCAUGAAGCAGCAGCAGGGCAGUACUCUACACAUCUACACAAACGCAGAGGGAGAAUGGUCCAACGGACACAUCUCCAAGAGCGACUUUGCCAAGCAGUUGAAUGUCAAACUCAAUCCAACUGACAAACUAGACAAUAGCCAUGGUGUGCUGCAAUUUUCAGCCUAUGUUAGUAAUUUCAUUAAAGUUAGGCAAUUGAAUGAACUGUUACAGUCUUCUGAUGUUGUAGGCAAUAUUAGAUUCUCUCGCCCUACUCUCUACAUAUUCCCAGGCUGUCAAGGUGACUCUGCCCUCUUCGGCAUCAAUGGAUUUAACUUGCUUGUAAAUGGGGGAUAUAGCAGAAAGGCUUGUUUCUGGGACUUUACACGCCACCUGGACAGAAUUGAUGCUGCACUUAUGACCCAUCUUGGUGCAGACAAUCUCUAUGGAUUCAAGUCUGUACUGCAGAGAAAGAGUAUUGAAAACAUCCACCCGGAGAUAGGCUUUAUGUAUGUGAAUGGAUCUGAUAAGGUUAAGACUCCGACUGAGGGUGAGGGGAAUGAGAAGAAGGAAGAAACAUUGCAAAUUAACCUUGCGGAGGAAGGAAACCAAAUAAUACAGUUUGCCAAGCAGAUGGGUCAGGCUCCUCAGGCCUGCUCACGCUCUUUGUCUGGCCAGAGUAUUGAGCCUAUCAACCUUUACCACAAAGUUGGUAUUGGUUCCCUGGAUAUGUACAUCCUCAACCCAGUCAGUGAUAGCAAGGAAUUGAAGGACUUCUACCAGCAGUGGAACCAGCGUGUUGCCCAGUUUGGGUCAAACCAACACCUUCCCUUGCCCAACACCCUGUCUGUGUGUGCCCUGCUGGUCUGGAGACCAAGCGACCCCAAUGAUAAGAUAACAAGGAUCUUCUUCCCUGGAAAUGCCCCACAGCACAAGGUCAUUGAGGGAUUGGAGAAGCUUAAAUCUUUGGAUGUUUUGAAACAUCCUUCCUGCACAAAAUCAACUUUAAAUGCAAAGCCAGCAAAAAAAGCAGCUACUCCAAGGCCACCACUGAAAUCUAAAGUUUCGCCUGUAACAACUCCAAGAAAUGAAACUCCAGAGAAAACAAAGAAAGAAGUGAAGGAAACAGCCUCCAAAACAGCAACGGCUCCUAAGCCAAAGCCACCAAUGCAAAAGGUGAAGAAAGAAGAGGUCAACAAAAAAACAAUGAAGGGACCUGAAAAAGAAAAAAUUGCUGCGAAGACUGAAAAAAUUGCAGUAAAGUCUGAAAAAAUUAAAGUUGAAAAAACCCCAGCUAAAGACAAACCGACAAGGACUACACCAUCUAAACCAACAAGUAUAACAAAAACCCCUGUUCCAAAGACAGCAACACCAUCCAAGAACUCUGCAUCGGCAGCACCAUCCAAGAACUCUACAUCUUCAACACCAUCCAAGAACUCCACACCAUCAAAGGGGUCUGCAAAAAGUUCUGCUUCUUCAACACCUAAAGCAAUAGCCUCACCAUUGAAAGCACCUGAAAUAAAAACUGAAAAGCCGGAAGAAGUGAAAGAUUUGCCACCAAAGGAAUCUUCUCCUGAAACUGUUCAAGCUACUCCUGAUCUUGUUGAUUUCUCCUCAAGGGAUGAACCACAACCAAAACAGGAGACUGAAGCAGUUGAGCAGCAACUAACAGAGCCUAAUGGAUUUCAUGAACAGAUCAUGGAUACUGCAUCUCCUUCUGGUGAAAUUAUUCAACCUGAUGCAAUAGAGCCAGUUCAGUCACAACAAGAGUCACCUUCACCUCUAUCAGAUGUAACCCCAGAAACUCUCCCAGAACCAAUGGCACCUGGGAUGCCUUGCACCACACCAGCCAUGGGUAAAGAAGAAAUGCGAGAGCUUGGUAUUUACGAUGAAGAUGAGGACAUAGAGGGUGACCUGGAUGCACAGCAAGAAACUGCAGAAGACAAUAGGGUUCCGCAUAUGUUUGGAGGAAUGGCAGAUAGCAUGCAUGAGGAUUUGAUGGGUGGCUUUAGUGCUCCUAGUAAUGCCAUGCAAGGAAGUUUCCAUGGAGAUUUAAUGUCUGGUAGCAUGCAUGAAAGCAUGUUUGACAGCCAUAAACCAUUUGAUGGUCCUGUAAUUGUAGAAAACGGUGAAUCCAAUGCUGACGAUUUGACACCUGAAGAGGAAACAUCAGAGGAGAUCCAGCCGCAGGCUCUACCAGAACCUGUUGCCUAUGCCCCAGAGAGCUAUGGGCAAGAGCCUGAUAUUAUUCCAACAAUUGAAAGUAAAGAAGAGACCAUUCUUGAACAAAUAUCAACUCCAACAAUUCAAGAACCUGACUUAUUGCCUGUAAAACAGGAUUCUGAAAAACAAGAAGUAGCCAACAUUUUAGACACUCCCGAUGAGGUUGAAAAUGUACUGCCAGAAGAUGAUAAAAUAGUAGAUGCUGAAGAAAAAGAUACAAGCAGAGAUUUAGAAAAAGACAAAAUUAUUGAUCCUGAACAGGACACUGAGGAACAAAGCCUUGAACCUGUAGUUGUUGAGGAAAAGGAAACAUUUGAAACACAGCCAGAUACUCAGUGUCAGCCAGAGAUAGACAGUGAUGAAGAGUUUAAGGAAGAACCCGGAAGAGAACCCCAAAUGGAGUCUGGAAUGCCAAAACCUGAACAAUUACAUGAACAAAUUUCUGCCAAUUUACAUCAGCCAGACGAAUAUAUUGACAAAGCACAAGGAGAGCAAGAUUUACUGGAAAGACCCCUCAGCCCUGAACCAGUGGAGGAAGAACAAGAAGACCUAAAUGAUAACACUAGACAAACUGAUUCUAUUGAACAAUCCUUUGGAAUUGGCUCGUCAGAACUAAAACAAGCUGCUUUGAAUAACUUUGAAAAUAUUGAAAAUGACUUUGAUGCGGAUGAGGCUGAAGCAACAAAAUCACCUGUGAUCGAAGAACAAAAAACUGGUGAAAAUGACUUUGAGGCUGAAGCAACAAAAUCACCUGUGAUCGAAGAACCAAAAGCUGGUGAAAAUGACUUUGAGGCUGGAGUACCAGAAUCACCUGUGACAGAAGAACAAAAAACUGGUGACAAUGAUUUUGAGGCUGAAGGAUCAGAAACACCUGUUACAGAAGAACUAAAAGCUGGUGAAAAUGACUUAGAGGCUGAAGUACCAGAAACACCUUUGACAGAAGAUCAAGAUGCCAAUAUUGGAGCAAAACAAGAAGAAGAAUCUGUUGAGCAAGCUCACAUAGAUGAAUUACAAGAACAAGAUGUUCAUGAAACCCCUAAGUUUGGAGAACAUGAACCAGAAGAUACAGAUGAUGAUAGAGCAGAGAGUCCGGACUCACAGCUUGGUUCACAAGAUCUCAACAGAGAUUCACUUGAAAGAGAUGUUAUGGCUAAAGAACAAUGUUCAGAUGAAGAGCAUGUGCAGAGAGAUAGCAUUGAAAGAGACUCUGAGGAAAGAGACAGUAUUGAAAAAGAUUCAGAAGAAAAAAUGCCUGAGAGAGAUUCUGAGGAAAGAGAUAGUAUUGAAAAGGAGCGACAGACUGAGAAGAUAAUUGAUCCAGCUGAACAAAGGGAAAGUCUAGAAAGGUCAUAUGAAGAUGAUAGUGAAGAAACAGAAGAGACAGAUGAUGAGGAGGAGGAGGAUGAAGAAGAAAGCAGUUUUGAUCAAGAUGAAAACACAGAUGAGAAAUGUCUUAUUGAUGAAAAGGAAGGUGUUAAAGCUGAUCAUAAGUCAGCAGAUUAUCAAAUGGAUCAGCCUACAGAUAGUUUGCAGUCACCUGAAUCUGAGUACACUGAUGCCAGUCAUGGCGGACAAGUUGGCUAUCAUCAAAUGGAUGAACAAGAUGGUGAUUCUGUUGAUGAUCUAGAUGAUAAACAAAUGAGCCCAAUGAAUCAACAACCUCGUCCUUUCAGAGAUGAAUAUGAAAAGUAUGGAGCCCCCUCACAUCCUUCUGGGCCCAUGUCUAGCAAUCCUUUCGAGGCUUCUGCCCCAGGUACCAAUCCUUUUGAUGGAUAUGGCCAACCUCAGCAACCACAGAACACUUUUGAUGAUUCUCCAGAUGAUGACAACAUCAAUGGUGGGCCUACAAACUUUGAUCCUCUGUCUCAGUGGGGACAGCCCAUGGGACUACCUUUUCCAGCUCCUCCUGGAGAAAAUAAUCCUGCGGCAGCCAGUUCUAAACUACCUGCAUCAAAACCAGAUAGUAAAAAACCAGGGUCAGCAAAUACUAAACGACCAACAUCAGCUGCUAAACCAACAGCUAGUAAUGGAGUCCCAGAAAAAUCCAAGUCUGGCAAUCUGAAUUCCUCAAAAAUGACCACUGGUGGAAGCACAAAUUCAUCACGCCUGUCAAUGGGAGGUAAAACCAGCAAGUCAAGACCACUUUCAGCACCAAUUAAAUCACCAUCAGAUGAUAAGUCAAAAGCAAAUGGUAUCAAGCGCCCAGCAACAGCUACUGGCUCAAAGGCAACCUCAGUUUCAAAUAAGAUGCCAACGCUCCCAGCUUUUACACCAUUCUAUGUAGACCUGACCUACAUCCCAGCACAUGGCAAUCCCAAUUACAGUGAUAUUGAGUUCUUCAAGCGUGUGAGGGCACGCCACUAUGUGUUGAGUGCCCUGUCCCCUAACACACAGAUACUAGAUGCACUGCUAGAAGGCAAGAACACCUGGGAGGACAAGACCCUGCCGGUCACCAUCAUACCAACCUACGACAACGAGACCCUGCGUCUCUGGAUGAGCCUGCACAAGGAGAAGCUUGCUGACGCCAAGGUCGAGAUUGCUCCCUCUGCAAACAGAUGCACAAUCCAGCUCCAAGACCAUGAAACAAGUUGCUCUGCUUAUAGGCUGGAGUUCUAGUCAUUUCACACAACUUUAUUGGAUUUCAUAAAAUGAGCUAGUUCUUUUUGGAAUUACAUUGGACUUCUCAAUUUAAUCCAAAGGUUGUUAAAUAUGUGUUCUAAAUGUGCUCAUAAGGAUAUAUAAAGAGCGGACUUUCAAGAAUCUCUAUAAUAACUGUGUGCAUGUUAAUCAAUCUAGUAGUUAUAAUCUGAUAGUUGAGGAAUGAUGAAGUAAUCAUUGUGAUAAUGAUGGGAACAAAGGUUCGGGGGUUUUUCAUGUAUUUUCGAAUCCUGUUGGAUUAUUAUUACACCCAGCUUAAUAAUUAUUGUUGUGAACAUGGACAUUUUAUAGUCGGCUAUGCGAUGUUGCAAUGUUGCAAGCCAAGUGGUUCUUUUGUGCUUAUUCAUCAAUUGUAAUAUUAGCUUGUGCAUUAACUUUUAAACAGUACCAUAGAUGUUUUUUAAGUCAAAUUAAAUGGAUAGCAUAAGUAAAAAAAAAAAGAAAAAGUAAAAUCUUUCUACCUUAUACAUUGUAAAGGCUGAAUUGUUCUGUUUCGCACACUAAAAUAAUUGUUCAAUAUCCCUUUUAGUAGAAUAAUCGUGUGCUAAACAUACCUAAAUGCUCAUGUAGACACAAGAGGUUGAUAAGAAUUUGUAGGAUGUAAUAUGUUAUCAGUAUUCCAUUUCUCAUUAUCAUUGAUAUUUGUAAUUUUGUUGUAAAAUGUUGCAUUCUUCAUUUUCAUACAUAAUUUGCAUAGUUGUUAUUUUUUAGGCGCUCUUUCUCACAUUUUAUGAUAUUUUCCCGAAAGAAAUUAUCUUUAUUCAAAUAUCUGUGUUCAGUAUCCUGCUUUUUCAAGCAGUUUCUAUAAAAAAAUACAAAGAAGUAAGUGAAGCUGGCAUGCGAAAAUAACAUUGGAUGGAGUUACUCCAAGUGUUUGAUUUUAGUUCUGAGCAUGCAUGUCAUUUCAGUAGAUCGCUAUUCUAAAAAAAGUAAUACAGAGGUCCAAUUGAACAAUUUCUCAAAUAACAUUAUGAGCAUGAACUCGCAUACGAUUUAAGGGCUAAUUCUGAAUGAUAUGUAUAUGCAAUCUGUUGCCUUAGAAAGGACUAUUGAUUAAACAGUAUCCAUGGUCAUGUGUUUGGUUCACUGUUACAGUGCUCAAUGAUAUUCGUAUGAAGCCUUUUCAAAUGGAAGUGCCUGAGGUCAAUGGUGCACUUUGAAGGUGAUUUUGUGAGUGAUCAGUAUUAAAUACUGGUCAUAGGAACACAACGUUAAAUCCACUAGUUUAAGUACUUCUUGAAUAUGUUCAAAAUAAUAAGAAGUCUUCAAUCUGGUUAAUGUAUUAAAUGUGAUAAGGUUUUGCUGUAUGCGCUUAUUCGCUUUCAUGGUUUUACUUUUCUUGUAUAUGGCAUUGACCAAAAGUUGGUACAUAUGCUCAAGUUUACAUGUAGAUUCAUUAUAAUAAUGGUCCUUAAUGUAUCCUUUGUGACUGUUUCGAAUGAUGUAUUUAUUAAACAUAGUUUUUUCGAAGAUAUGUGGAAACUUGUGUUUCCAAGAGACUGCUUCUGGGUAUAUCCAGAUAAGUGUUUCAUGUUUAGUCAAAGGAUGAUUUACGCAAUUUUAUGUUUGGUCCUUAGACAAAGGAUGUUUUUUGGCAUGUAAAUUUGCUAUAUAUGUACAAUGUAUAUCAUAAGUCUACAGAAAGCAAAUUCAGCAAGAUGAGUGUCAGUCUCAUGUUAGCUUAGUCUCUUGAUGUUUUGUAUAGAAAUCUUCAAAAGAUAUUUACAGUGAUUCGUUCAAAUGCUGUGUGUUGAACAAUAUGGUGCAAUGUUUUAGGGACAGUUUUGUAUUGUAUAAAUUUUAAUUGAUAAGAUCAAAGUGUUGGCUAAGCCUCCUUUCCUUAUACAUAGAUCUGACUCUAGACAUAUAAGAUGUGCAAUAAACAGAAUAGUGAACUAAAAAGAAAAAGGUAUAGAUUCUAUGUAUACAUAAACUCAUUUCUUUCAUAUACAUUAACCGCUUGUGUUGUCUAUGUGUAAAAUACUAUCUAUUUUACAAAGAGCCUUUGUAUAUGUAACCUGAAGCAACAUAAAUAGUGACCUAACUAAACUACCGUAUGCUUUAGUUGAUAAUUGGUACAUUGUAUAUUCUAGUCAUAGUAAAUCAAUCUUGAAUUUGCUUUAGCUUACAAAAUCAUUGAAUUCAAUUUAACUAUAUGAUGAUAAUAUUCACAUAUACAUGCAUAGUGCUAUGUUAACAAUAUCCCUCUAGUUGUGUCCUGUAUGUAUCAGUAAUUGUUGUAAUUAUGUGAGGUUAGUGUAGUUACAAUGUCAUGUAUGUUAACCUCUUACCAGAGCACAGACAGACAGACAAGAGUUCAAAAAUAAAUAA